Molecule: messenger RNA, 597 nt
Organism: Adineta ricciae
Lineage: Eukaryota; Metazoa; Rotifera; Eurotatoria; Adinetida; Adinetidae
Source: the annotation of a GenBank genome assembly
AUGACGUCAACAAAACCCAACGUAAUCUUUGUUUUAGGCGGACCAGGUGCUGGUAAAGGAACUCAAUGUGCUCGUAUUGCUGAGAAAUACGGCUACGUUCAUUUAUCUGCCGGUGAUCUUCUUCGAGAAGAAGCCGCUAAACCCGAUUCAAGUCUCGGUAAAGAAAUUAAUGAACAUAUCAAGAAUGGCUCGAUUGUACCUGUUGCCGUCACUUGCAAGUUGCUCGAAAAUGCAAUGAAAAAAAGUGGAAAAGAAAACUUUUUGAUUGACGGCUUUCCACGUAACCAAGAUAAUGUUAACGGAUGGAAAGAGAGUGUUGGUGACAGAGUGAAUGUACAAUGUGUACUCUUUUUCGAUUGUGAUGAACAGACCUGUGUUGCUCGAUGUCUUGAACGUGGUAAAGGAAGUGGCCGUACUGAUGACAAUGAAGCAAGUUUAAAAAAGCGGAUUGUGACAUACAAUGAUUCAACACGCCCAGUGAUUCAACUUUUUGAGAAAGAAAAUUUGGUUAAACAUAUUGAUGCAUCAAAUGAUGUUGACAAAGUUUUUCAAGAUGUUCAAACGGUAUUCAAUGGAUUUAAGCAAAACAAUGCAUAG